Aspergillus sclerotioniger CBS 115572 is the source of this 384-nucleotide messenger RNA. RefSeq lists its product as uncharacterized. The transcript has a single exon. The record is from RefSeq and is a predicted model, not a curated record. NCBI's taxonomy places the organism in Eukaryota, Fungi, Ascomycota, Eurotiomycetes, Eurotiales, Aspergillaceae. The coding region runs from base 1 to 384 and encodes 127 amino acids.
AUGAACAUGACAAGUAUUGAAGAUUUGUCUAACCACGGACGUGCUGGCUGGGGGAAGGUAAAAAUCAUGCCCGGAAGGCAUGCGGCGGGCGCUCUUGACGUGUUUGGCGUAGCUGAUAAUUGGUGCGCUGGCCCGGAAAACUUAUCCUACCGACAGGACCAACUAUCACUGGCCGUCCUUGCUUCGUCCUCCUCCAUCUGGGGUGGAUUCCAAGUCCAGUCUCCAAAUUCCAAUGUUCCCUUCCUCCUCUCUCACUGCCUUUUGCUUUUCACAUCUUCUUCCUGGGAUCUCUCAUCCGAGGAAGUGCCGGUCAUCUCCAGCCGGCUUCUCGUCAUGGCGUUUGAAGAUCAUGCUAUCCUUUUAUUAUCAGGAAAUGCACGCUAA